Messenger RNA from Coregonus sp. 'balchen', 12366 nucleotides. Lineage: Eukaryota; Metazoa; Chordata; Actinopteri; Salmoniformes; Salmonidae. The record is from the annotation of a GenBank genome assembly.
AUGGUUUACGAUGCCAAGCACAGCCCUUUAGCCAUGUUUCAGUGUGAUGCUGUGUUGUCCACCAUUUUAAACCCUAUGUGGUCCAAUUCCCAGGGAAUUUCAGGUACUGGUGGACUCAUAGGACCAGCAGGGGAAAGAGGAGAAAUGGUAAGUACAGCAAAUAUAAUGAGAUGAUGACAAUAAUAUGUCUAGGAAUGCAAAAUUCCGGUAACUUUCCCCCAAAUUCUCCGGUAUUCAAGAUAUCCUGGUUGGAGGAUUCCGGAUGUCCUGCUUAUUCCCUACUGAUUUGGGAAAGUUGCCGGAAUUCUGCAACACAAAAUAUGUAUGAUCUAGCAAUGUUUGAUGUGCUGUGUGUUAAACCACACUGUUUUUGGAACAUCACAGGGUAUGCUGGGACCUCCUGGUGUUCUUGGUCCUCCUGGACUGGAUGGGGAACAGGUUGGUAGAACACACUUCGAAUAGGAAGUCUAAUGUUUCAGGCAGGUGAGUUUUCUGACAGUUCUCUUCCAUUUCCUGUUUCCAGGGUACUCCUGGCCAAUCAGGGUUGGAGGGGCCACCAGGAACAAAAGGGGAACAGGUGACACAAUGAUGCCUCUACAAACACAUUGUUUAAAGAUAUAUUUCACUUCUCAAUACUUCUUCUUCUUCUACUUCACAUGUAUUCCAGGGGGACAUAGGGCCUUGUGGGAAGCUUGGUCCUCCAGGGCAGCCUGGAGAUCGAGGCCUACAGGGGCUCAAAGGGUUGCAAGGCUCUCAUGGACCAAUGGGAAAAGAGGUGAGCAUGCCUAUGUCAGUUGACAUCUACUGUACCUACCUGAACCAUCACCUGUAAAUUCUCACAUGUGCACCUAGUACAUAUCCCUUUACCCAUGCAUCAUACACACAACCAGACCAUACACUAUACUCUCAGUGUAACUCUUGAGAUGUCUCCUUUGGAUCUUAGGGUGAUGUUGGACCUACUGGCGAUGCCGGUGAUCCAGGUUCCAAAGGGGAGAAGGUAAACAAACAUUGACUUUCGUCACACAGUGAUUCACAUAUUUAUGGCAUCAAUGUGAAUGUGCUGUAUGUAUACUGCAUAUCUAUUCUAUUCAUAUCUAUUGCUUUGGACACAAAUUAUUGACAGGACCAUAGAGGUGUUGGGUAGUGGUUACAAAUAGGUUGAAAACUGGUUGAAAUUACAUCAUUACAAACAGGUUGAAAAUUUGUUGCAAUUACAUCAUUACAAACAGGUUGAAAUGUAGUUGAACUAACGUAAUUACAAACAGGUUGAAAUUACAUCAUGCUGAUGUCUGACUGACAUGGCUGUUAUUUGCAGGGUGAUGUGGGGCCUCUGGGGCCAACAGGGCGGGAGGGUCCAUGGGGGCCGCUGGGGGAGAAUGGGGAGAAGGGACCAAAAGGAGAAAAGGCCUACAUCGGACUUAUGGUGAGUGCUCAGAUGACAAUACCUAAUGAGCUGCACAUUCUAGCUUAUGUUCAACACACUUUAAAACCAUCAAACGGAAUCAACUGAAGUGAUUUGCAAUAUGAUUUUUGAGAUGUGGCUUUGGGUGAUCAAUUUGUUGACUGGUACUCCACCUCUGUGCUGUGUCCACCAGGGUCAGUCAGGAUUUAUGGGAGGAAUAGGACCUGCAGGCUUGUCAGGGCUACAGGUGAGUCAGGAAGCGAUAUUUAUGUCAAUUAUGUUUUUCUCUGACAAGUAUUGACCACUACCAGAUACUACUAUAUGUCACUCAUAGUUCUACGUUUCUUGUUGACAUUAACUCGCAUUGAUCAAUGUCCAAUGGGCAUAUAUAUAUUCCCAAUACAUUUGACUUCUCUACUCUGUUAGGCUGUUUCUCAAUUUAUCUUUCCUCGAUUCCUCACAUCCUCUUUUUUUGCUUCUUUCUCAAAACCGAUUGGAGAAGAAGACCUGAAGGGAGGGACCUUGAAUCUAGUCCUCCAAUAUGGUUGAGAAGGAGGCCAGGAGUUAGGAUGCGAGUAAUCGCAGGAAAGACGGUUGGACAUAGUGUUGUCAGGGUGACAGUGAUUCAUUGGUCUCUUCUGCUUCUUCUCAGGGUAUCAUGGGCCCCAGGGGGCCUCCAGGGCCAGAUGGACCUGAAGGAGAGAAGGUAAUGACUUGAUUCCCUGGCCUGUACAUCAAAUAGAGGAGCAAUUCAGGAUAGGGAAAUGCGAAAUGCUUCCACUACCCCAAAAAAUCAAAGCAAUUACUCCAGAGCAGAUCUGUAAUUCCAAUCUGCUUUCUCUGUCUCUCUCUUUCUCCAGGGGGAGUCUGGGACUAGCGGAGACAUCGGACCUCCUGGCAAAACAGGGCCUCUGGUAACAGUUGCUUCAUAACCUAAUUCUACAGUACUGAUACUGUAUGCAGGGUGAAUGGCAUUUGUCCUUUUGGUAAAUUUAAUGUUGUCUUGUUGUUGUAUUCUCAGGGGGUGGCUGGAGUCUCAGGGGUCAGAGGUGACCCAGGGAAGCCAGGAGCACAGGUCUGUAUCUUUUAGACAACCGUCUAGUCAAGUCAGCCAUAUUCCCAGUGAUUCCCCUACGAAUAGCAUUAUCCAUGUGCUGGUGUGGUGUCUAAUGCAGGGUCCAGUAGGGAAGGUUGGGCCUGAGGGAGACUUGGGCCAUAAAGGUGAGCUAGGACCAGACGGAGAGAAAGGGGAGCCAGGGGGACUAGGCGAGCCAGGAGAACAGGUGAGCCCAUUCAAUGUUGCUGUCAGUUUGGCCCUAAGGCCCCUAAAGCAACACAUCAGUUCUUGUGAAAUAGACAGUACCCCAUUUAACCCCAAUUCAAUGUCUGGCUUUAUUAUAAAUGUCAUUUUCAUAAUAUACAGUGGCUUGCGAAAGUAUUCACCCCCCUUGGCAUUUUUCCUAUUUUGUUGCCUUACAACCUGCAAUUAAAAUGGAUUUUUUGGGGGGGUUGUAUCAUUUGAUUUACACAACAUGCCUACCACUUUGAUGAUGCAAAAUAUUUUUUCUUGUGAAACAAGCAAGAAAUAAGACAAAAAAUAGAACGUGAGCGUGCAUAACUAUUCACCCCCCUCAAAGUCAAUACUUUGUAGACCCACCUUUUGCAGCAAUUACAGCUGCAAGUCUCUUGGGGUAUGUCUCUAUAAGCUUGACACAUCUAGCCACUGGGAUUUUUGCCCAUUCUUCAAGGCAAAACUGCUCCAGCUCCUUCAAGUUGGAUGGGUUCCGCUAGUGUACAGCAAUCUUUAAGUCAUACCACAGAUUCUCAAUUGGAUUUCUACAUUUUAUAUUUUAGUAGACGCUCUUAUCCAGAGCGACUUACAGUUAGUGAAUAGAUAUUUUUUAUUUUUUAUACUGGCCCCCCGUGGGAAUCGAACCCACAACCCUGGCGUUGCAAACACCAUGCUCUAUCAACUGAGCUACAUCCCUGCCGGCCAUUCCCUCCCCUACCCUGGACAACGCUGGGCCAAUUGUGCGCCGCCCAUGAGUCUCCCGGUCGCGGCCGGCUGCGACAGAGCCUGGAUUCGAACCAGGAUCUCUAGUGGCACAGUUAGCACUGCGAUGCAGUGCCUUAGACCACUGCGCCACUCAGGAGUAUGAUUGAGGUCUGGGCUUUGACUAGGCCAUUCCAAGACAUUUAAAUGUUUCCCCUUAAACCACUCAUGUCUUGUUUUAGCAGUAUGCUUAGGGUUAUUGACUUGCUGGAAGGUGAACCUCCGUCCCAGUCUCAAAUCUCUGGAAGACUGAAACAGGUUUCCCUGUAUUUAGCGCCAUCCAUCAUUCCUUCAAUUCUGACCAAUUUCCCAGUCCCUGCCGAUGAAAAACAUCCCCACAGCAUGAUGCUGCCACCACCAUGCUUCACUGUGGGGAUGGUGUUCUCGGGGUGAUGAGAGGUGUUGGGUUUGCACCAGACAUAGCGUUUUCCUUGAUGGCCAAAAAGCUCAAUUUUAGUCUCAUCUGACCAGAGUACCUUAUUCUAUAUGUUUGGGGAGUCUCCCACAUGGCUUUUGGCGAACACCAAACGUGUUUGCUUAUUUUUUUCUUUAAGAAAUUGCUUUUUUCUGGCCACUCUUCCGUAAAGCCCAGUUCUGUGGAGUGUACGGCUUAAAGUGGUCUGAUGGACAGAUACUCCAAUCUCCGCUGUGGAGCUUUGCAGCUCCUUCAGUGUUAUCUUUGGUGUCUUUGUUGCCUCUGAUUAAUGCCCUCCUUGCCUGGGCCGUGAGUUUUGGUGGACGGCCCACUCUUGGCAGGUUUGUUGUGGUGCCAUAUUCUUUCAAUUUUUUAAUAAUGGAUUUAAUGGUGCUCCGUGGGAUGUUAAAAGUUUCUGAUAUUUUUUAAAAACCCAUCCCUGAUCUGUUUGGAGAGCUCCUUGGUCUUCAUGGUGCCGCUUGCUUGGUGGUGCCCCUUGCUUAGUGGUGUUGCAGACUCUGGGGCCUUUCAGAACUGGUGUAUAUAUAUAUAUAUAUACUGAGAUCAUGUGACACUUAGAUUGCACACAGUUGGACUUUAUUUAACUAAUUAUGUGACUUCUGAAGGUAAUUGGUUGCACCAGAUCUUAUUUAGGGUCUUCAAAGCAAAGGGGGUGAAUACACAUGCAUGCACCACUUUUCCAUUAUUAAUUUUUUAGAAUUUUUUGGAAUAAGUUAUUUUUUUAAUUUCACUUCACCAAUUUGGACUAUUUUGUGUAUGUCCAUUACAUGAAAUCCAAAUAAAAAUCCAUUUAAAUUACAGGUAGUAAUGCAACAAAAUAGGAAAAACGCCAAAGGGGAUGAAUACUUUUGCAAGGCACUGUACUGUACCAUGCAAUAAAUCAGAAAUAGAUAAGUCUACAAGGUAUUUGAUUUUGUAUUGGUCUCUCUAGGGGCUUGACGGUCUGCCAGGAAUCAGAGGGCCACCAGCACUUCCUGGUUUAGAGGUAAAGAGCAGUAACAUCUUAGCCUGGUCCCAGAUCUGUUUGUGCACCUGCCAACUCCAUUGCUCAUUGUUAAGUCAAACAUGUCUGGCACUCAGGCUAAAAUCUUUCCUCAAGACAUAUCUACCAUUAAAUCCAUAUUCUCUUUUCCUCUUUGCUUCGGCUUCAUUCUUCCUUGUUUGUUGUUGUCUCCUCUCCCACCACAGGGGCCACAGGGUGAGGUGGGAGCCCAGGGGCCAGAAGGUCCCCCAGGGGUGCUGGUGAGUACACAGACACAGGGGUGGGGCACAGGGUUGCGAUGGAUGAUGUAACUGAAUUAGGCUCCUAUAGGAGCGGGUUUCCCUCUGGGUUUGUUGUUUAGCCUAUAAUGAUGACCUCAAGCAGUGUCAAAUGGGCAUCUUAAGUAUUGAUGUAAAACUAACACCACUACCAGAAGGUCACCUGUAUUUUCUACCUGAUAAGCUUUCUCUGACAUCUUGGAUGUUUCUUAAAGUCAUUCUAUUAUGUUGCAUGUUGCAGGGUGUCAGGGGAAGCCAUGGAGCUGAGGGACAACAGGGAGUGAAAGGAGAGAAGGUGAGAUCAAGAUGCUCCGUCUCUCUAUUAUCCUUUUCUCAUUCCUUCUCCUCUUUGUUCUGGGAAACCCAACCUCAGGUCUGGCACUGCAUUCAACUCACAUCUCUGGGGCACUUGUGCACACAGAGGCUAGAUGAUAUCCUCCUGUUUGUUGAUGCUGUGUUUUCUCAACAGGGAGAUGAUGGCAGAGAUGGAUCACCUGGAAAGACAGGUCACAUCGGAAGGAGGGUGAGGGCUACCUCCUUCAAUCCAUUCAAUUUCAGUGUGAAUAAAAGGGGAUGUAUUCUAGGAAAAUAGAUUAUUCAGGUUCAUGAAUGAAAGAUGAGGAAUGCACUCAAAAGUAGUGCACCAUAAAGGGAAUAGGGUGUCAUUUGGGACACGACCGAGAUGUGUCAGUGUGUUUUACCAUGUGUUUUACCCUUGCCUCAUUCACCAACAUUGUAAACAUCCACAGGGGAAAAGAGGCAAGGCUGGAAUCAGGGGCACAAGAGGAGAGAGAGGACCAAAGGUCAGAGGUUGGGUGAUGUGAAGGGUUACACAUGCACACACACACACACACCCACACUCCAAUCUCUUAACCAUGCUAUAUACUAUACAUAUCAUGGUGUGCACGAACGUUGUGUCCUGUCAUUCCUAUAGGGAAAGAGGGGAAAUGUGGGAUUGACUGGUCCUCCAGGAUGGGCCGGGUCUAUAGUAAGUUCAACAGAUUUAUACUGUCUCAUCAAUUAGGACUGUCGUCAUCCACUCUGUUUCACCAUUUCAUAAUUCAAUCCCAGGCAGGGAUAGUCUUUGAUGUACUUCCCUGUAAACUGUAUUAUUUUAUUAGAGAUAAAAGGACGUUGAAAGCAAUGCAUUUUUACAUGAUUUAUACAUAACUGAUGGAUGUCUUUUCUCUCUCAGGGAAUCCCAGGCUUGCGAGGAGACAGAGGGGAUCAGGGUGAAAAGGGGAGCGAGGUAUGAAUAGAUCAUGUUGAAUUAUUGAUACUAGUGAAUCAGAGAGAGUUGCAUUGUGAAGACUUAUUUACCCUAUAUGUUCCUCCCCACAGGGAGAGAAGGGGGACAUGGGGCCGCUCGGUCCGCCAGGGGGUGAUGGCCUAAAGGUACGUUUUGAGUGAAAAACGUCUGGUAUUCAUAAAGCGUCUCAGAGUAGGAGUGCUGAUCUAGGAUCAGGUCCCCCUGUCCAUUAACUACAAUCUAGAAUGCAAAACUGAUCCUAGAUCAGCACUCCUACUCUGAGCCACAACAAACAAGCCUUGGUGUCAGUUUUAACGCCACAGUAGCAUCCUAAUCCCAUAUUAUUAUUAUUAUUAUUAUUAUUAUUAUUAUUAUUAUUAUUAUUAUAGAAAAACAACAUACGGACAGGUUUGGCAGCAUUCCAGAAAUAUGACGUUGCCUAAAAUACUGUGCUGUAAGUAGGAGAUGGGCUGUGACAGACUGACUAACUGUAUGUUUUACAGGGUAGGCAGGGUCCUGUUGGGGUGCCAGGACAGACAGGCCCAAAGGGAGACCAGGUAAAACAACACUAUCUCAACACACCCUUCCUUUCCAACCAUCUAUAGCAAGGACUCUCUAUGAUAGCACCAUAGCCACUAGUGACAAUUGCCAAAAGCCAUGAAGCUCAUUGAAUCAAUAGUGAUCUAUCUGAGUUUUUCUGCUUUCUAACUUUUCAUUAAUGUUUCAUUAUCUAUUAUUUCCCACCAGGGGAAUAUUGGACCAUCCGGGCCAAGAGGAACUCCUGGGAUGCCAGGACUACCUGUAAGUAACCCUUCCUGGUUCAUCUCAGAAAUAUCUUCCCAAGCCCUUUCAAUCCUCCCAAAUGGCUCCCCAUUACUUAAGUAAUGCACUACUUUUGACCAGGGCCCAUAGGGUACUGCACUAUAUAUGGAAUCUGUGUGCCAUUUGGGGCACAGCCAAAGUAAAAUCCUAGUUCUUGCAAGAACAAACGAGCACUAGACCACUAAGUCAAUUUUUCAGCCACGUAGCUUAACAACCUCUCUGUCUAUUAACCAUCAAGACAAAGACUAUGUGAAUGCUUAAAAAUAAGUUAUCAUGAUUAUGAUCAUGUCUAUAAUUCCUUUUAAAUUGCAGACUGUCUUAUAUAAGUCAAUUUCUUUAUCAUCACCAGACUGUCCUUCCAUUCUGCCAUUCUCUCAGGGUUAAGCUGUAGAUUAUUACUCUGUUCAAUUCGCCAUUGCCUCGGCUCUUAAAAGCAGUGAAGCUGCAGCUAAUGUGAUCAUAAUGCAGUGAGUCAAGGCAUUGCAAGGUUGCAACAUCUGUGCAGAGCGGUGUGCUUCAGAACUGAGAGUCAAACUCAUCUCCUUUUUAUUCUCGCCAUCUGUAGGGUUUGUUUGGAGAAAAGGUAUGAUAUAACAAAUUAUUUUCUUGUUUUUUUUUCUCCACAUUUCUAAACCAAACCCCAUGUAAAUGUAAAUGUAAAAAAUGUAAAUGUAAUGUAGAGUUGCAUGUUAGCUUUUUCUCACAGUCUCUAGAUUGAAAGCAAACAUUCACAACCACAUAUGUCAUCACAAUGGAAAAUACAGAGGGGAAAGUAAUGGGAUAGUACUACAGUGUGCAUUUCCUUAUCUAACUACAUUUGAAUAUGGCAUAGCAAGUAUGGAAUGGUAGAAAUCCACUCUCAUCUCACUAUAUGGUCUGUAUUUCCAUAGGGUUUGAAAGGCUUUGAGGGAUUUCCUGGGCAACCUGGGAAGAAGGGCCUGCCGGUAAGUGGCACUGAUUUCAUACGCAUUGGUCCAUAGUAAAUGUCGUCAAAUGCUGAAGAUUGACCUCAGAGACAAAAAAACAUUGCAUCCAUCACACAGUAAUCUCCCACUUAGGGUCACACAAUUCUGAUUAUGUUCCCGAAAUUCCCAGAUUUUCUAGAAAUACUUGUUGGAGGAUUCCCGGAUUUCCUGCUUAUUCCCACCUGAUCCGAGGAAUAUUCCAACAGGGAUUUCUGGAAAACCUGGGUAUUUUGAGAAAGUUAGUGGAGUUUUACAACCCUAGUCCCACUCUUUUCUGUUGCGUUCGUUUCAGGGCGCACCUGGACUCCCAGGACAUCCAGGUCCUUCAGUGAAUAUGAACCUUACUCAACUCAAGGCAAGUCAUUCAUCUUCGGCAAGUAGGUCUGUGUCCCAAAUGGCACCCUAUUCCUUACAUAGUACCCUACUUUUGGGACUCAGAUUAGAUAAGCCAUUAGAUGAAGUGGUGAAAGGAAUAACUCCAUAAUUAUCAUUCUCAUCACCAUUGUAGGACCUGAUGUACCUGUCAGACAAGCCCAACUACCCCCUGAUCCAGACCCUGCUGGACUCUCUGCACCAGGACCUGAGGCUGCUGGUGGACCCCCCUGACGGCAGCAAGGAGCACCCUGCCACCACCUGCAUGGAGCUGUGGCUCUGCCAUCCCGAUUACACCAGUGGUCAGAAACCCUCUGUCUAUACCUGCAUUGUAUAUCUAUGACCCAAAGCCCAUUGUGCUGCUUUAAAGGCUCAUUAGAAUGGCCACAGCAUCCUAAUCCCAUGGCUCCCAAGUUGUCAAAGCAAAUUAGAAGCACAGUAGAUAAAGACAAUGUUAUCUAUUGUAUGGCUAGUUCUCAAAGGAAGAUCUCUUAGCUCUUUAGGAGUGUCCUUGCACAUCAUAGCGUAUAACAACUAGUGAAUAUACAUGAAUGUUACAGGACAGGAUGAGGAUACACUGAGGUUCUGGUUGCUGUCUGUCUGUACAGGGAUGUAUUACAUUGAUCCUAACCAGGGCAGCCCUGCUGAUGCUCUCCUGGCCUACUGCAACUUCUCUGGCACAGCUGCACACACUUGCCUUCACCCCAGAGAUGCCCAGGUAGACAAUAACAUCAUCAGUACUCCCCAUAUCACACCUCUCACCCUCACACCUCUCUAUCAAACCCACAGUGGAAAUAAUCCUGCAAUACCAAAUGGCUACAGAAUAAUAACCCAGUCAAAACUGUUCGCUGCUCUGGCACCCCAAUGGUGGAACAAGCUCCCUCACGACGCCAGGACAGCGGAGUCACUCACCACCUUCCGGAGACAUUUGAAACCCCACCUCUUUAAGGAAUACCUGGGAUAGGCUAAAGUAUUCCUUCUAACCCCCCCCCCCCCCCCCCCCCCCCCCCCCCCCCCCAAAUUGUAAAGUGGUUAUCCCACUGGCUAUAGGGUGAACGCACCAAUUUGUGAGUCGCUCUGGCUAAGAGCGUCUGCUAAAUGACGUUAAUGUGCCCUUGAGCAAGGCACUUAACCCUAAUUGCUCCUGUAAGUCGCUCUGGUUAAGAGCGUCUGCUAAAUGACUAAAAUGUAAAUGUAAAUGUAAUGAGAUGCUGUCUGGACAAGCAGAGAAUAAAUCCAUUUUUAACAGGAAUCCAAUUUAUUUGUUUGUUUUUUAUGCCUUUGAGCUAAAUGCCAAUAUCAAGAACAGAGACUGUCAACAGACACAUUUUUAAAUAUGCCUCCAGAUUUCAGUGUUAACUUUUUAGAAUUCAUGCCAUCAAGCAGUGUGUGUCUGACAAUUUGAGCAGGUCCUGCAAGCUAAUGUCCACAAUCAUAUUCAUACUUAAUACCCAUACUCAUAAUACAUAAUCAUAUUGGUUUCUACCUGAAGAUGCCCAUGAAGGCCUGGCUUAAGGAUUCAGAGACAAACAGCUCGUUCCAAUGGCUCAGCAAGCAGGAACAAGGAUUUCAGGUUGACUGUUUUCUCUAUUUCUCCUCUGAAAUACAGUGGGGAAAAAAAGUAUUUAGUCAGCCACCAAUUGUGCAUGUUCUCCCACUUAAAAAGAUGAGAGAGGCCUGUAAUUUUCAUCAUAGGUACACGUCAACAAUGACAGAUAAAAUGAGAAAAAUAAAUCCAGAAAAUCACAUUGUAGGAUUUUUAAUGAAUUUAUUUGCAAAUUAUGGUGGAAAAUAGGUAUUUGGUCACCUACAAACAAGCAAGAUUUCUGGCUCUCACAGACCUGUAACUUCUUAUUUAAGAGGCUCCUCUGUCCUCCACUCGUUACCUGUAUUAAUGGCACCUGUUUGAACUUGUUAUCAGUAUAAAAGACACCUGUCCACAACCUGGACAGGUUGACUGAAUCUGCAAUAGGUAAGCAGCUUGGUUUGAAGAAAUCAACUGUGGGAGCAAUUAUUAGGAAAUGGAAGACAUACAAGACCACUGAUAAUCUCCCUCGAUCUGGGGCUCCACGCAAGAUCUCACCCCGUGGGGUCAAAAUGAUCACAAGAACGGUGAGCAAAAAUCCCAGAACCACACGGGGGGACCUAGUGAAUGACCUGCAGAGAGCUGGGACCAAAGUAACAAAGCCUACCAUCAGUAACACACUACGCCACCAGGGACUCAAAUCCUGCAGUGCCAGACGUGUCCCCCUGCUUAAGCCAGUACAUGUCCAGGCCCGUCUGAAGUUUGAUAGAGUGCAUUUGGAUGAUCCAGAAGAGGAUUGGGAAAAUGUCAUAUGGUCAGAUGAAACCAAAAUAGAACUUUUUGGUAAAAACUCAACUCGUCGUGUUUGGAGGACAAAGAAUGCUGAGUUGCAUCCAAAGAACACCAUACCUACUGUGAAGCAUGGGGGUGGAAACAUCAUGCUUUGGGGCUGUUUUUCUGCAAAGGGACCAGGACAACUGAUCCGUGUAAAGGAAAGAAUGAAUGGGGCCAUGUAUCGUGAGAUUUUGAGUGAAAACCUCCUUCCAUCAGCAAGGGCAUUGAAGAUGAAACGUGGCUGGGUCUUUCAGCAUGAAAAUGAUCCCAAAAACACCGCCCGGGCAACGAAGGAGUGGCUUCGUAAGAAGCAUUUCAAGGUCCUGGAGUGACCUAGCCAGUCUCCAGAUCUCAACCCCAUAGAAAAUCUUUGGAGGGAGUUGAAAGUCUGUGUUGCCCAGCGACAGCCCCAAAACAUCACUGCUCUAGAGGAGAUCUGCAUGGAGGAAUGGGCCAAAAUACCAGCAACAGUGUGUGAAAACCUUGUGAAGACUUACAGAAAACGUUUGACCUGUGUCAUUGCCAACAAAGGGUAUAUAACAAAGUAUUGAGAAACUUUUGUUAUUGACCAAAUACUUAUUUUCCACCAUAAUUUGCAAAUAAAUUCAUUAAAAAUCCUACAAUGUGAUUUUCUGGAUAUUUUUUUCUCAUUUUGUCUGUCAUAGUUGACGUGUACCUAUGAUGAAAAUGACAGGCCUCUCUCAUCUUUUUAAGUGGGAGAACUUGCACAAUUGGUGGCUGAAUAAAUACUUUUUUCCCCCACUGUAUACCCUCUUUCUCUAGUGUCAACUAUUCUAUUUAUAGUAACGGAAAGCUAAUCGAAUUGUAACUGCAUCAAUUGAGUGUAUUACAUUUGUACUGAUGUCUCUCAUAGCAGAGUUAAAAAGCAUAAUAUCCCCCUUUCUGCUGUCCACUGGCAGUUCUAUUAUCCAGGGGCCAAUGUGGUCCAGAUGCGCUUCCUGAGGUUGCAGAGUUGGAGAGCUGUGCAGAAGAUCACCUACACCUGCCACCCGGGACACAGACUGGGCCACACAGACAGAGAGGUCAAGUUCCUGACAGACACAAGGAGACAGAGUUACUUAGGAGCACUUAAAGACUGCAUGGUAAGUUUUUUUGAAAUAUAAUUUGACUGUAAGUAUUUCACUUACAAGGGUUUUAGAGUUAUGCACUUCUUGCUAAGAGUGACAAUGGGAUAUCACCAGAGAGAUAAAGUAUGAGAAAUAGGAUUUAAAAAAAAAAAAUGUCAUGAUUGCUGAUGUUUAUUAUUGGCCAACUGCAUAAUUGUUGUUUCUGUGUUUUUGCUGUGGCAGCCGGGAGAAGAGGUGGACCCGCUGGAGCCGCGGGAGUCUGUGUUUGAGUUUGAGGACCUCAAUCUGCUUCCUGUGAGAGAUGUGGCUGUGUUCGGGGGCGGAAUUGUCGCACGCAAGUUUGGCUUCACCAUCGGGCCC